Molecule: messenger RNA, 552 nt
Organism: Paramecium tetraurelia
Lineage: Eukaryota; Ciliophora; Oligohymenophorea; Peniculida; Parameciidae
Exons: 3
Molecular function (GO): GTP binding; GTPase activity
Source: RefSeq, a predicted model, not a curated record
AUGAAGACAAUAGCGAAACCAGGAUCGAUUAAGAUAAACAUAAACAAAGAUGAUUAUUAGGAAUAUAGAAUUGUGAUGCUUGGGGAUAUGUCUGUGGGUAAGACAUCAAUUUUGGACAGAUAUAUUAAUCGCAAUUUUUCUGAGAAGCACAAUUAAACAAUAGCAGUUGAUUUGAGACAUGUACAGGCAUCAUCAAAUAUAACUGUAAGUUAUUUAAACUUUUGGGAUUUUAGUGGAGAAUAACAGUUUUGGAACGUCAGAAAGGAGUUUUAUGAGGAUGCCAAUAUGAUAAUCUUGGUUUUUGAUUUGGCAUCUCGUAAGAGUUUUAACAGUCUGAACGAGUGGACUUAAGAAGCCAAUAAUAUGGGAGCUACCAAAUUACCCGUAUUGGUUGUGGGCAAUAAGCAGGAUAAGAGGAAUAUCUCGGAGAACGAAGGGUAAGAUUGGGCAAAGCAGAGAUCCUAUCAUUACAUAGAGGUGUCGGCUUUGUAGAACAGUAAUAUUGAUUCGAUGUUUAAAUUGAUCAAGGACAUAUUGUCUUAAAAAAAGUGA